GGCACUGUGGAGCCACAUGGAGAAUAAUUGAUGCUACAGGCUGUGGGGAGCUGUUCAUCGUUACUGGCGUGUUCCACCCUGUACAGGACCCAGUCUCAGCCAGGUCUGCCCAGAGAUCACAGUGUAUAGUACGUGUCAGGGGACUAUGCCAGGCCAGGCCAUGAAGGGCACACAGGCGGAACGACAGGGCGACAUUUUCCUGUUCGUUCCUUGAAGAUCCUGAGCAAUGGAGGCUGGAUCCGUGGUGCGAGCUGUCUUUGAUUUCUGCCCCAGCGUCUCCGAAGAGCUGCCCCUGUUUGUGGGGGACAUCAUAGAGGUGCUGCGGGUGGUGGAUGAGUUCUGGCUCCUUGGGAAGAAGGAGGGGAUCAGAGGGCAGUUUCCCAGCAGUUUUGUGGAGGCAGUGGAUAUUCCCAGUUUGAAGCAGGGGGAGAAGCUGUUUGUCUGCACCAAUGACUUCACGUCCCAGGAGCCGGGGAGCUUGUCACUGCAGAGAGGAGACCUGGUGAUCCUGAGUGGCUCCCCAGCCUCCAGUUGGCUCCAGGGUAGAAGCUGCUGGGGCUCCAGGGGCUUCUUCCCAUCCUCAUGCGUGCGGGAGCUUUGCCUCUCGCCCUGGGGCCGCCGGCUCUCUCAGAGCACUGACCUGAAGGUGCCUGCUGACUCACUGGGCCAAGCCCGAGCCUUGAUGAGCCUCUCUGCCCAGCUGGAGGAGGAGCUGGACUUUAGGGAAGGGGAUGUGAUCACCAUUGUCGAUAUCCCUGAGCCUGGCUGGUUCACAGGGGAACUGGGAGGUCGAAGCGGGAUUUUCCCAGAGGGUUUCGUGGAGCUGCUGGGUCCCUUGAGAGUGACAGGUGGCCCAGAGGAGCCGGGGCCCUACGAGCAUUACAGUGUUAAUGGCGUUGCAGACAUGCCCCCCCAGGAGGAGGGCAGGCAGGAAGGGAGUGAGAAGCCGCUGGGCACGUAUGGCAUUGCACUCUAUCAGUUCCAAGCGCUGGAGCCCCAGGAGCUGGAUUUUGAUGUGGGAGACAGAAUCCAGAUUGUGGGGGCACUGGAAGAUGGCUGGUUGGAGGGCUUGCUGAAGGGGAGACGUGGCAUUUUUCCUCACCGGUUUGUGAGGCUGGAGGGCUCUGCUCCCUGCAGGGAAAAGAGGGGCACUGGGAAGUUGCAGGAAGAGGGCAGCUGUGGAAUGGCCAUCCACCAGGACCCAGCAAGUGCCUGCGUUGGGGCCCUUCCCCUGCAAGGGGAAGAAGGGGAAGACCUGAGUGCCUGGGGCUCACACCAUGCUGAAGGGAAGUCCGGUACAACUUUGUUCCAAACACCAAUGAGGUCAGAGGGUCCUUCUGAUGUUGGGGUUGGACAGUGCAAGUCUGCAUCCUUGGAAGGGCACCCUCCCAGCACAGAGCUCCAGGGACCCCUUCCCAAGGACACAGUGGGCUCCCUCCCCAUUGACUCUGCAAAGGCUAUCAAUGGCAUUUUCCCCACCCCUCAGCUCCCUCCCCAGCCAAAGAGCAGACCCCGUUGCCAAGCAGUUGAAUUGGAGCCCAGCCAGAGCCCUGGGGCCUUGCAACGGCCCUUGGACAUCCCUGCUUCACCAGAGAGGGAGGGAGAGAGUCCCAGUGUGCCCCCAUGGGCACCAUGCUCCCCCCUGCGCAGUAGCAGGAGCCAAGUCUUCCCUCCUCCCAGCAGCUGGGCUGCAGCAGAGCCCGGAGAAGGUCGGAGGAGCACCCUUUUCCAGGACCUGGCCAGCUGGGUGGAAGAUCAAAGGCAGAAAUCUAAAUCCCGCUCUUCCAGCUUCAGUGGUGCCCAUGAGGGCUUGGAUACAUGGCCUGGUGCCCGAACAGACCGGCCCUCGCCCAUGCUGCAUGGAGACAGCUGCACUGACCUCGACUCCAAGCUGACAGAGCAGCUGGCACAAUUUGAGAAGAGCGUGACUAGCUCUGGAGCUGAGUCGGACAAGAAGGUCUCCCGCCACUUCUCCAUCCUGGACUACAGUUCAGAGAAGGACAUUGUGUGUGGCUCCCCAGAGUGUGCCCCCCAUUGGAGGCUGCCAGAGAGGAGGAAAGGCCUAAGGCCUCCACCUCCCCGCCCCAAUGCCCCAGCCCCAGCCGUUUCUCCCUCCUUCUCAGUGCGGCCCUCCCGGCCAGCCCCUCUCCCUCCUCCAAGCAGGCAGAGGAGGAACAUGGCCUCUCCACAGCUUCAGCACAGGAGCCAGCCCAGGCAGGAGCCACAGGCAGAGGCGGACCAGGGGGAUUCAGUUGGGGCAGCUGCACGUCAGUGCCCCUUUCUGCUGACAAGGAUCCGGGAGGUGGAACAAGACCUGGAGGCUUAUGGCAAGACUCGAGCUGAGCUGAACUCGAUGCUAGAGCAGCAGCAGGAUGAGCUGGUGAGAUCAGAGACCCUGGAGAACCUGGAUUUCUGUGACUCCAACAUCAAAAGCCUCAACGCAGAGUUGCAGGAGCUGAGAGAAAUGACCCUCCUUUCCUCUCAAACUGUGUCCCUGGAGGCAGCAUCUGGCGCAGCUGCCACUGAGAAGCAAAGGAUGCUAGAGAAGAGGUCGAAGGUCAUUGAGGAACUUCUUCAGACAGAACGGGAUUAUCUCCGAGACCUGGAGAUGUGUGUGGAGCAGAUCAUGGUGCCUCUGCAGCAGGCGCAGGUGCAGAGUGUGGACUUCGAGGGGCUCUUUGGAAAUAUUCAGAUGGUGAUUAGCUUCUCCAAGCAGCUGCUGGGCGCCCUGGAGGCUGGGGAUGCUGUUGGGCCAGCAUUCCUGGCGCACCAGGCAGGGCUGGAAGAGGUGUACAAAGUGUAUUGCCAGAACCACGAUGAGGCUAUUGCACUGCUGGAGGCCUACGAGAAGGACGAGAGGAUCCAGAAACACCUGCUGGACUCCCUGGAGAACCUCAGGAGCCUGUACAGUGAGUGGGGCUGCACAAACUACAUCAACCUGGGCUCCUUCCUCAUCAAGCCUGUGCAGAGGGUGAUGCGAUACCCACUGCUGCUGAUGGAGCUGCUGAGCGCCACACCCGAAUCACACCCUGACAAGGCACCACUCACUGCUGCAGUCCUUGCAGUCAAAGAGAUCAAUGUCAACAUCAACGAAUACAAACGUCGCAAGGACCUGGUGCUGAAGUACCGAAAAGGGGAUGAGGACAGCCUCAUGGAGAAAAUCUCCAAGCUCAACUUCCACUCCAUCAUCAAGAAAUCCAACCGUGUCAGCAGCCACCUCAAGCACCUCACAGGCUUCGCCCCCCAGCUGAAGGAUGAGGCCUUUGAGGAGACGGAGAAGAAUUUCCGGUUGCAGGAGCGGCUGAUCAAAUCCUUCAUCCGAGACCUUUCCCUCUACCUGCAGCAUAUCCGGGAGUCGGCCUGUGUGAAGGUGCUGGCAGCUGUGAGCAUGAGGGACUUGUGCAUGCGGCAGGGCAGUGGGGAUCUGGAGCAGUUCCAGAAAGUGCAUCAACUCAUCAGCGAUCAGCUCUUCUCCAGCUUUAAAGAGAGGACGGAGCGGCUGGUGAUCUCCCCUCUCAACCAGCUGCUGAGCAUGUUCAUGGGGCCGCACAAGCUGGUGCAGAAACGCUUUGACAAGCUCCUGGACUUCCACAACUGCACGGAGCGGGCGGAGAAGCUGAAGGACAAACGGACACUUGAGGAGCUGCAGUCGGCUCGCAACAAUUAUGAGGCGUUGAAUGCCCAGCUGCUAGAUGAGCUGCCCAAGUUCCAGCGCUUUGCCAAGGAGCUGUUUGCCAGCUGCUUGCGGGGCUAUGCCAGGGCUCACUGCGACUUUGUGCACCUGGCACUGGGGGAGCUGAGACCACUGCUGUCGCUGCUGCGAGUGGCUGGCAGGGAGGGGAACCUCAUCGCCAUCUUCCAAGAGGAGCACAGCCGAGUUCUCCAGCAGCUCCAGGCCUUUACCUUCUUCCCGGAGUCCCACACGGUUGCCAAGAGACCCUUUGAUAGGAGGAGCGUGGAGCACCAGUCUGCCAGGAGGCAGCCACUCCUGGGCCCACCCAGCUACGUGCUGCAGUCGGAUGAACUCCGAGCUGCCCUCCUGGCCAGGUACCCCCCGGAGAAACUCUUCCAGGCAGACCGCAAUUUCAACGCAGCCCAGGACCUGGAUGUCUCGCUGCUGGAGGGUGAUCUCGUGGGCGUUCUCAAGAAGAAGGACCCCAUGGGCAGCCAGAACCGCUGGCUCAUUGACAAUGGAGUGACCAAAGGCUUUGUAUACAGCUCCUUCCUGAAGCCCUAUAACCCACGUCGCAGCCACUCGGACGUCUCGGUGGGCAGCCACUCCUCCAAUGAGUCUGAACACAGUAGCUCCUCACCCCACAGCAGCAACACCCUGAUCAUCAACUCCAGUGGCAUGACCAUGACCUUCACCCAGAAACCUCUGCAGGACUCUGCCUCUCCAGCGGAUCCAUACCAUUCCCUGAGGUCCCCCUCCGAGACAGAUGCUGCCUCCCCGCCCCAGGCUGGCUCCUCUGGUAGAACGGUUCCCAUGGAAUCCAACCCGCAGCCCAACAUGACACCAGCUCACCGACACGACAGUCGCCCGGAGCCGAACAGCAGCUCCAGCGCCCGCAGUGGGCACCCUGCCAAAGCAUACCUCAGGCCGGCGCCUUCGCUGGAGGACAGAGACUCGGGGCUGGAGAGCAGCGAGUCUGAGGGCAACCAGGUCUAUUAUGCUGUCUACACCUUUAAAGGCCGAAGUCCAAAUGAGUUGAGUGUUUCAGCCAAUCAGAGACUCAGGAUCCUACAGUUUGGAGAUAUCACGGGCAAUCGAGAGUGGUGGUUAGCUGAGGUGCAUGGGAGGCAGGGCUACGUGCCGUCCAGUUACAUCCGGAAGACAGAGUAUACGUGAGGCUGUACCAUCCCCACAGAGAGAACCAAGUUCUGGUGCCUUAAUCCCAGCUGGACCAUGUCAGAGACUUGGGGGGGGAGGGCUCUGUGACCCCUGCUGGGCUGAGUCAGCGUGUGAAACACCAACCCUCCUUGCCCGUGGUGCUGGACGGUCCAGGACCGGCAGGGGCUCUGCCCCGCCCAGGCUGCAGGCAGUUGGCGUGGUGACCGUGGCUUGGCCAGGGGCAGGGAGGUUACAGUGCAGCCUGUGCAGCAGGAAUUCAUGUUGCCGCCUGUCCUGUCUCUUCCUCCUAGCAGGGCAAGUAGCUUCCCCUUAGAUCUAGCUGCUAGAAGCUGGCUGGGCCUGACUGGGCAGAGCAAAGCCAACUCCCUGGAGGAAGUGGCCUCCUCACGCGGGCCACAGUGCUGCUUCCUGCCUGUGUGCGGCAUUUCCUUUUCCUUCAGGGUUUCUGGUUUAAUGCAGAUUCCCUCUUUAGCCAAGUACCGUUAAAAGCAACCAGGGCUGUUGAGAACAGGAGCCCCACAGCUCCUCAGCAAUGAGCAUUGGGAGCACGGGCCAGGCUCCCUCACCGGGCAGGGGGGUAGACUGUAGCUGGGAAGUUGGGGCUGGAGUACGGUACCUGCUCAGGGUGGGAUUCUGCCCCUUCCCCCGCUCCAUAUAGAGGACCCAGGUUAAGCCAUUUGAUUCCACAGCUGGGGAGACCCAUCUCCCCAGAACUGCGUGCCUCCCUUGGGGGAGCUGCUGGUCUCCUAGGGUAUUUCCUGCUGCCCAUGGCCCUGUAACUCGCAGCGCAGACAGGCUCACAUGCUCAGCUGAAUCAUGGGCGAUGGGCAGGGCUAGCUUCCCAAGUCCAAGCCCCCCAAGCCUGCUGGGCCCUAUCUUGGACGGCUAGCCUGUGCUGCAACAGCCCCUCUGCUGGUGUGAAUUCCCAGUACGGGCUGAACGUGCGCACGUGGGAUCUGCCCAUGCUGGGAAUUCACACCUCCUCCCUGCAGUGGAGACAUCCCGGGGUGGGGCGCUCCCAAGCCCUCGUUUCAGGACUAGCAGCACCCCGCUGCUGUGGGAGAUACGUGAUACUCCUUCCCACAGCGCCCAGCUGAGUCCAGUCCUUCAGAUGAGCCAAAGGUAAGACAACAGCCUCACCACCCUGUCACUCGAGCCAUUUCCCCUCCUCACCCCGGCCCGCCACCAGAACUUGGGAGUCCGUCCCUUUGCUCUGACAUGCAUCCCAGAGUGCUGUGAGGGGCUGGUGAGACUCAGGCAGAUCCUUUGGCAAGAGUGUAGGUUAAAGGCAUCAGCACCCCAGACUGCCUGCUAGGCUCUGGCCGGGUGCCCCCGGAAUGGGGCAGUACUGUUGGAAGGGUUGUAUUUGGGGGCUGCUGCUCCUGGCCCAAGAGACACUUUCCUCCCCCCCCCGACUCCCCUGCGCUCUGACAACAGUGUCUGUGUCCCCUAAGUAAAGUGUCUCCCUUGGUGGUGGUGCUCAGGUUUGUUUGCAUCAAGCGCCAUGUUUCUGGGCAGGCACAUGCACAUGGCAACGCUGUAAGAGCUGCACAUGGGCCCCUGCAGCCCAGGCCGCAGCGACAAACUGGAGCAGCAGCCGCCCUGCUGCUUGCUGAGAGACUAACACAAAGUUUGGGACCCGUGCCCAGAAGCUGCUGGAGUACAACAGUUUAUAUGGCAAGAAUCCAGCAAAUGGCGUGUAGUCAGAUGGCACAGCUCCUGUGCAGAGGCGAUAGGGCGUGCAAGGACAACCAGAAUAGCUGUUCCAGGCCUUAGACCCCAGCGUCACACUGGAGCCAUGUUUCUGCUUCAGCUUGCAACUCACAAUGGAGCCCUGCAGAGCAGCAAACCGGUGCUUAGGCAAACCCUGUGCCUCCUCUGUCCUCCGCCCCUACUGCUGGACUAGGCCCAGGCUUUAGCAAGAUUCCUCAGCAACUCCCCCCGCCCCCCUAAGUAAAAUCACAAACAAGUGUUUAAAUACCCUUUAUAGAGAGAGAAUUGCAACCACACACUUAAUGGGACUCCUCAGGGCUCCUGCCUGGACGAAUGAGCACCAGCAGGGACCAGGGGAGUGUCAAGUUGUUGGGUGGGCUUGGAGCAAAGCCCAGAGACUGACACUGACUCCAAGUCUUGCAGUGGGGGGGCGGGGACAGCCCAGGGUUGCAGUCACCUUUCAUGGGCAUGGAGCUAAGUUUUGCCUGUGCAUCCAGAUAUUAGUAUCAGGAAAUUCUGUUCUAUGUAGAUUUUAUACUGCCCUCAUCAGUGAGGUGUCUGCAUUAAAGCCGUGGGUCUAAUGUGUCA
Messenger RNA from Chelonia mydas (Green sea turtle), 7153 nucleotides. RefSeq names its product dynamin binding protein (gene DNMBP). Gene Ontology annotation, cellular component: cytoplasm. The coding region runs from base 227 to 4849 and encodes 1540 amino acids. Gene Ontology annotation, molecular function: guanyl-nucleotide exchange factor activity; protein binding. The record is from RefSeq and is a predicted model, not a curated record. Gene Ontology annotation, biological process: intracellular signal transduction. The transcript has 17 exons. Lineage: Eukaryota; Metazoa; Chordata; Testudines; Cheloniidae.